UACUAUACUAAAACCUGAACCCUAAGUCGUCCCAUCCCUUACCAUCAUCUCUAUCUUUUUUAGUUGUAUCGCUUCAGAUUACUCCAAUAAAUAAAAACCAAAACGCCACUGUUACCGAAACUACUCCACUACCUCAUCUUCACUCCCCCAUAUUCACGUUCAAUUCACAUUAAAAAAAAAUAAUGGCCACUACCAUUCCCAUCUAUUUAGGUUUCACUAUAAAACCAAAUCUUCCAGAGGAUAAAAAAAAACAGACUUCUCAUUACAAUCCAAACAUGGCACCACAUAAAGCUCAACAGUCUCUCCAGCCAUACACCUUUCAGAAUUUUGAUGAUAUUGAUGGAGAUUUCUGUCAAAAAGAAGUCUUACUCCGACUAAUUUAUAUCUGGGAAGCCCGGAAUAUCAAAAAAGGCAACAUAUUGAUGGGUUUUGAAUUACUGUUCAUCUACUCCCAGUCAAACCCAAUGGAAGGAUUCAUUUCUGCAAAUCGGAUAUUCCCAUACCAAGAGGAUCUAAAGUACAACUCCAUUUACAAGCUCAAUAAAGUGGAAUGGUGUAACUCUUCAAAUGCUAUCAAAUAUCUCUUCAAAUAUGUUACAAAAGGAGUGAACAAAUCUGCAAUAUUCAUCGAGAAAGGCACAAACACCACCUCCAAUAGUGAAGAUUGAAGAUACAACAAGGGUUGUAAAGGAAAGGAAUGAAAUUCAAGACUAGAGUAUCUAUAUUGAUUUGUCGUUAUUUG
Molecule: messenger RNA, 742 nt
Organism: Arabidopsis thaliana (thale cress)
Lineage: Eukaryota; Viridiplantae; Streptophyta; Magnoliopsida; Brassicales; Brassicaceae
Exons: 2
Coding region: 183-668 (161 amino acids)
Source: RefSeq, marked reviewed